Molecule: messenger RNA, 2024 nt
Organism: Thermothelomyces thermophilus ATCC 42464
Lineage: Eukaryota; Fungi; Ascomycota; Sordariomycetes; Sordariales; Chaetomiaceae
Product: glycoside hydrolase family 18 protein
Exons: 2
Coding region: 414-1625 (403 amino acids)
Biological process (GO): chitin catabolic process; carbohydrate metabolic process
Cellular component (GO): extracellular region
Molecular function (GO): chitinase activity; chitin binding
Source: RefSeq, a predicted model, not a curated record
CGAGAACAAGAGCUGAAAAUUACGGAGCACCUGUCUACCAACAAAGUCAUGCCAACAAAAACCGAGCCUGGCAAUGGAUGGCCUGGGUGAGACUCAGUGGCGGAGCUCUGUUCAGGUGGACCCACUGGCGCGUCCUGCCCCUCCCCCUCGGUUGCCAAGCUCCCCAAUGGGCGACCUCUCGAGACUGCUUCUACCGACCAAACCCAACAUACAGGCCCAAGGGAGUAGGAAAGCUAUAAAGCUGCUGUAUGCCCCGGCUCUCCAGACCUCAUCACAUCUACUUAAUUGCAGUUGCGGUAAUAGCUAUUGUGCUCAGUAUCCUCAUUGGCCCCAGAAGUUCUUCCCUUCUGAAGUUCCACACGAGACUCCCAUUUCCGUUUCCUUGGACGACAUCAACAUCACAAACAACAACAAUGGGCGGCGGACCUACGGACGGCUACCGUUCGGUGGCAUACUUUGUAAACUGGGCCAUCUACGCCCGCAAGCACCGGCCCCAGGAUCUGCCCGUCGAGAGGCUGACCCACGUGCUGUACGCCUUCGCCAACGUGCGGCCCGAGUCGGGCGAGGUGUACAUGACGGACUCGUGGGCCGACACGGACAUCCACUGGGAGGGCGACAGCUGGAACGACACGGGCACCAACUUGUACGGCUGCCUGAAGCAGCUCAACCUGCUCAAGCGCCGCAACCGCAACCUCAAGGUCCUGCUGUCCAUCGGCGGCUGGACGUACAGUAGCAACUUCAGGCAGCCGGCCUCGACGCCCGAGGGUAGACAGAAGUUUGCCACAUCGGCAGUAGACCUGCUCUCCAACCUUGGUUUCGACGGUCUCGACAUCGACUGGGAGUACCCGCAGAACGCGGCCGAGGCGGCCGACUUCGUCUCGCUGCUGGCCGAGGUGCGGGGCGCCCUGGACAAGCACGCGGCCAAGGUGUCGGCGACGAGCCCGCCGCACUUCCUGCUGACGGUCGCCAGCCCGGCGGGCGCGCAGAACUACGAGAAGCUCGACAUGGCCGGCAUGGACCGCUACCUCGACUUCUGGAACCUGAUGGCCUACGACUACGCCGGCUCGUGGGACCGCGUGGCCGCCCACCAGGCCAACCUGUACCCCUGCCAGACCCACGCCGGCAGCUGCAGCCCCUUCUCGACCGACGCCGCCGUGCGCGCCUACAUCGACCGCGGCGUGCCGCCCGGCAAGAUCGUCGUGGGCAUGCCCCUGUACGGCCGCUCGUUCGAGAACACCGACGGGCUGGGCAAGCCGUUCAGCGGCGUGGGCGAGGGCACGUGGGAGAACGGCGUGCACGACUACAAGAAGCUGCCGCUCGAGGGUGCUGAGGUCCGGGUGGACGAGAGUGCCGGCGGUAGCUACUGCUAUCAUGCCGGCCGGAGGGUCCUGGUCAGCUACGACACGGUGGACAUGGCGAGACAAAAGGCCCAGUACAUCAAGGACCGCAAGCUCGGCGGCGGCAUGUGGUGGGAGAGCUCCGCCGACAAGGGAGGGGGAGAAAGCCUGAUUACGAACGUCGUCGACGUGUUUGGCGGGACGACUGCGCUGGAAUGGCGCGAGAACUGCAUCACAUAUCCGUUCACCAAGUAUGACAACCUGAGGGAGGGAUUCCCGAACAAUUAGGCAGGUGGACCGGGACGGGGACUUUUGGCUGGCUGGAUAAACAGAAAGCGUAGCUGUCCGCAUGGCCCCCCCACCACCCUUCCCAUUACACAGCCUGGAGCGACGACACCAGUGGUCGGGACGGCCCCGGUUGUCUUUGUAGUCAUCGCAUCCCAAAUUGCAUUUUCCUUGCCUGGUAGAGCCCGUGUAUGCCCACCUCUAGAAGGUACAUAAACGCCGAUUCGUGUUAUGAUCGUUGCUCAUUCCCGACUCCUUGCAAUUCCGUUCCCGCCCCGAGCUGCCCAGUCCGACCGUGCCGUCAAGGGAGUUUUAAGCGCUCUUCUCAAAGACGUAGGUCAGGUGGCAGCGGCCGCAGUACUGACGGUCCUGCAUGGCAGCCAUGAAGACACCGGCACCGCA